Neltuma alba is the source of this 3804-nucleotide messenger RNA. RefSeq names its product TMV resistance protein N-like. Gene Ontology annotation, molecular function: ADP binding. NCBI's taxonomy places the organism in Eukaryota, Viridiplantae, Streptophyta, Magnoliopsida, Fabales, Fabaceae. The transcript has 4 exons. The record is from RefSeq and is a predicted model, not a curated record. Gene Ontology annotation, biological process: signal transduction; defense response. The coding region runs from base 1 to 3804 and encodes 1267 amino acids.
AUGAACUCAACAGUGCCCCGAUGGAAGUACCAUGUGUUCUUGAGCUUCAGGGGAGAAGACACCCGCAAUAGCUUCACAGGUCACUUACAUGCUGCUCUUGAACGAAGAGGUAUCAUAACUUUCAUAGAUGAUGAACUCAGGAAAGGAGAAGAUAUCUCCCAAGAACUCCUCCAAGCCAUUGAAGAAUCUCUUGUCUCCAUUGUUAUUCUUUCCCCAAACUAUGCAUCUUCUCGUUGGUGUUUGGCUGAACUCCAAAAGAUUCUUGAAUCCAAGCGAUCUUUGGGAAGAGAAGUGGUUCCGGUGUUCUUUAACAUAGAUCCAUCUCAUGUGAGACGUCUAAGAGGUGCCAUUGGAGAUGCCUUUAAAAGCCACAGGGAGAGAUUUGCUGACAAGGUCCAAGGAUGGAGAGAUGCUUUGCGUGAAGCUGCAAAUAUAUCUGGCUACGACUGCAACCACCGGCAUGAAGCAAAACUCAUUGAAGAAAUUACAGCAGAAGUAUGGGCAAAGGUACACCCUAAAUUACCAUAUUGUUGCAACAAUGAGCUCAUCGGCAUCGAAUCGAGAGUGGAAGAAGUGAAUUCACUUUUAAAGAUUGGAUUUUGUGAUGUUCGCUUAAUAGGAAUAUGGGGAAUGCCAGGUAUUGGAAAGACAACUCUUGCGAGAGUUGUCUAUGAUAGAAUUUUUCGCCAAUUUGACCUCAGUUGUUUUCUUGCUGAUGUGAAAGAAAGCUCUGAAGCCAAGGGCUUGGUUGCUUUGCAAAGGAAACUUCUCUCCAAACUCAAGAUAAAAGGCAUAGAAGUUGAUGAUUCACAUGAUGGAAAGAAUAUAAUAAGAAACCUGCUAUGCAACAAAAAAGUUCUAGUUGUCUUGGAUGAUAUAAAUGAAAUAAACCAACUAGAGGACCUUUGUAUAAGGCAGGGUUGGCUGGGUCCUGGGAGCAGAGCAAUUGUGACGACUAAAAAUAUGCAUGUAUUGAUAGAGCAUGGAGAAUUUGAAAUUUAUAAGGCUGAAUUGUUAAACAAUGAUGAGUCUCUACAGCUCUUUUGUGAGAAUGCUUUUAAAAGGGAUCAACCUCUAGAAGGUUAUUGGAAGUUGUGUGAAGACGUCAUCCACCAUGCUCAAGGCCUUCCUUUAACUCUUGAAGUGUUGGGUUCAUAUUUUUGUGGAAGAAGUGAACUUGAAUGGAAAGAAGGUUUGGAGAAAAUCAAGAAGUCUCCACCAAGCAAUAUUCUAAAGAGGCUUAGAAUCAGUUAUAAUGCAUUAAGUGAUACGGAGAAGAAAAUAUUUUUAGAUGUUGCUUGUUGUUUUAAAGGAAUGGUCAAAGACCAAGUGACAGAAAUAUUUGAAAUAUGUGGUGAUCUUUAUCCAACACUUGGAAUAAGAGAACUUGUUGAGAAAUGCUUGUUGACAGAAAAUCAUAGUAAUGAUGGUGCAUGUUAUCUGGGUAUGCACGAUAUCCUUCAAAAAAUGGGCAGAAGUAUUGUUAUAGAGGAAUCGCGUAAAGAUGUUGGCAGACGUAGCAGGCUAUGGUCGCUGGAAGAUAUUGAUCAUGUGAUGACAAAAAACAAAGGCACUGAUUUGGUUGAACUUAUACAUCUUCAAUCACCUAUGCCAUAUGAAGCGAAUUGGGACCCUGAAGCAUUCUCUAUGAUGCGGAGCCUCACAAUACUCAUCAUAUUAUGUGAUGUGUACCUUCCUCGAGGUCUCAAAUUUCUUCCCAGUUCAUUAAAAAUUCUUGAGUGGAAAGCUUAUCCUUUGAAUUCUUUGCCCUGUGUUGCCCAUCUUGAUGAACUUGUGCUCCUGAAAACGCAUCAUAGCAAGAUCAUACAACUUCGUUGGGGGAGAACACAAAUGUCAAAAAAGUUGAAGUUUAUUGAUUUAAGCUACUCAGAAGAAUUCACAAGAACGCCUGAUUUCUCGAUGCUGCCCAAUCUUGAGCAACUAAUUCUUAAAGGUUGCGUUAAACUUUCUGGAGUCCACCCAUCACUUGGACAACAUACCAAACUUGUUCUACUGGAUUUGAAAGAUUGCAAGAAUCUUAAAGCUCUUCCGAGUAGAAUGGAAAUGAAUUCACUAAAGACAUUGAUACUUUCUGGCUGCUUAAAACUUAAAAAGCUUCCAGAAUUUGGGAAAAAUAUGACCAACUUGUUGUCUCUUGAAGUGGAAAAUUGUGAAAACAUUGUUUGUCUUCCAUGUUCCACUUGUAAUUUGAAAUCCCUGAAAGUUCUCAAUAUGUUGGGUUGCUCAAAAUUUUCCUCAUUACCGCAAAAUAUUGAUGAAAAUGAGUGUUUAGAGGAGCUUGAUUUGAGUAGAACUGCUAUAAGAGAAAUACCUUUAUCGAUCGUUAGCCUUCAAAAUUUGAAGAUGCUAUAUUUGAAUGGAUGUAAUGGUCUAAGUUCAACAUCCAAUUCAUUAAUAAGGAGCUUGCUUUCCCCAGUUCGAAGGGCAUUUGGGUAUGGUAUUCGUGAAGCUCCCACUGGAUUGGUUUUUCCUUCUUUCAUCGCACGUCUAGCAUCACUGAAGAAGUUGAUUAUGAGAAGUUGCAAUCUCGAAGGGGGGUCAAUUCCAAAUGAUCUUGGCUGCUUACCAUCAUUGGAGGUCAUUGAUUUUAGUGGGAAUGAUUUUAGCAACCUACCUGAGGGCAGUUGUGUUCUUCCUCCCUCAUUCUCACGUCUUUCCUCAUUGAAGUCUUUGGGCUUAUCUUCUUGCAAUCUCCAUGAUGGGUCAAUUCCUGAGAAUCUUAAUUGCUUAUCAUCAUUGAAGCAACUUAAUCUACAUAACAAUGAAUUUACCCAUCUUCCUGCUGGUUGUGUUGCUAAUCUUUCACUUCUAUCUCAUCUUCAUUUGAGUUAUUGCCGAAAGCUCAAAUACUUGCCAGAUCUUCCGCCGAAUCUAAAGCAGAUAGACACAAUAGCUUGUCAUUCAAUGCAACCACUAUCUCUUUCAGAAUUUCUAUCAGUUUUGAUUACAACUACUAAUGAUUUUUCAAAAUCUUUUCCAUCAACGAUUUUGCAUAACAUGGAUUUCAAGGUUUGGUGGACGCUGGAGACUGACAUCCCAUCUUGGUUCCAUAGUCAAAAUGUGCAAUUUCUUCAUGAAGUUGAUGGUUUUCAAGAUAAUCAUGUUGUUCAAAUUUCCAAGAGAGAAAUCUCAUGUAAAGAUCUUGAUCAUUAUCAUCCCAAUGUGAUUGGUGGUUUUGUACCGUCUGAUUCCAUUGUGUCAAUAAAAGUAGACGUCUGUCAUCUUUGUGGUUCAAGUAUAAGGUGGGGAAUUUCUCUUUGCAUUGUUCUGCAAGAUCUAGACCUUCCUUUAUGUGGUGGAGAUGUGUUCUCUCGAAUUCUUCAGCUGACUUAUAAAGCUUCACAAGAUAAAUUCUUCAAAAAGGAAUUGUCAUGGACAAUUGCCAUGGGAAACAAUCCCAAUCAAAUGCUGAUGAUUCAUUUGCCUGGGAGUAAUUUCAGAGUAGUUGACUGUGGCCAGAUCGAAUUCAUCUUUUAUACGCAAAAAUAUAAGUGCACAAAGAAAGUACAAGGGUUUGGGAAAGUUGGUUUGCAAAGUCAGAGUAAAUUUGUGAUAAGCAAGUGUGGGUGGCGUGUGAUAAGCGAGGAAGAUGUCGAAGAAUGGCGCAGAUCAUCAGUGAACGUGCGUAGCACUAGUGGUAGUAGUGAAAUCCUUUCCGAGCAUUCUCUUUAUGCUUAUGGAAAGAGUACCUGUGAAGUUGAAGAAUUGGAAGAAGAAGAAGACAACAUUGUGAUUAAUGAGGAAGCCGAAAUAUUUUCUGCUAAACGAAGAAGAAUCGAAUGA